This is a messenger RNA of Halteromyces radiatus, 1834 nucleotides long. Its product is annotated as RED-like protein N-terminal region-domain-containing protein. NCBI's taxonomy places the organism in Eukaryota, Fungi, Mucoromycota, Mucoromycetes, Mucorales, Cunninghamellaceae. Gene Ontology annotation, biological process: mRNA splicing, via spliceosome. The transcript is spliced from 4 exons. The record is from RefSeq and is a predicted model, not a curated record. Gene Ontology annotation, cellular component: nucleus. The coding region runs from base 59 to 1771 and encodes 570 amino acids.
CUUUUAUUUAAAAAAAAAAAAUCAACUUGCUCUUUUACAAAUAAGAAAGUUUUAGAUAAUGGCAGACGAAGGUCUAAGUCAAGAAGACUUUAGAAAACUCUUACAAACACCACGUCCAGGAAGUGAAACAUCUUCAACGUAUAAAUUCAAAGCACCACCACCGAAGGCACAACGAAAUGAAGGAUCAGCUGUUUUUGCCAAACCAACAUCUUUAAAGAACAAAAAGAAACGUCAUGCAAAUGAUGAUGAGAAAAAGUCAACUACACAACGAAACUACCGUGAUCGAGCAGCAGAGCGACGAGUGGGAGAACAACAACAAGAACCAUCAGAAGAUCAACAAACGACUGAAGAUUUGCUAAGACCCAUGGAACAGAACGAAGCUUUGGAUGCACAACAAGUCUAUGAACAAUCUAAAUAUUUGGGUGGGGAUAUUCAACAUACACAUCUUGUCAAGGGAUUGGAUUUCACAUUACUGAACAAGGUGCGACAACAGAUUCGAGAACGUGAAGAAAAGAACGCUAUGGCUACCUCACCUACGGAUGAUAUGGAUGGUAAUCAAUCGGCAACAACAGAAACAGCAACAACAACAGUGACAGAAGAACAAGCUGAAGAUGUAUUAGACAAUGUUUUGGAUCGUUUGGAUCGUGGUGAAAAUAUGAUGACAGAAAACAUAAACGAUGCUCUUUCUAUGCAAGACAAGAAUCGAUUAUCAGCAACAGCAAAGUCACUCCAGGCUCUUUUUGCACCAUCCAUGACUACAAAACCUAUACAUGAACUUUUUCGCCCAGGUCGGAUGGCAUUUUUGUUUCCUAUGAAUACUUCUGAUCCUUUUGCGAUGCCAACAGCAGUCAUACGAAGCAAAGCUGAUCUUCAACAACGCAAAACUUCCUCACAACUUUCCGGCUGGUCCGAUGAUGCUCUUGAAGAAUCAGAACUGGUCCUUUCCAAGGUGGCACAGGUCAUGGUACGAAAUAGAUUAGAACAACAACAAGAACAGGAACGCAUGAAGCAGCUUCAGCAACAACAGGAAGCAGCUUUGACAAAAAAAUCCAUAGCAGCAUCUUCAACUACUCUUGGAAACAAUAUGAUGGAUGAUGAUGAUGACGAUGAUAACCUUAUUUUCAGUGAUGUAGAAGGAGAUUACAGUUUGGAUGAAGCGAUGAUUGAACAACGCAAACAACAACAACAAAAAGAAGAAGAAAAAGUUAAGGAGGAAAAGUCAACAACAAUGCAACGUACCAACUAUUUCAUGGACAAUGACGAUACAAGAAUGGAAGAUACUGUGACAGUAGAAACUGGAACAUCAUCAAUCAGUGGUAUGGACAACGUUUUAGGCGCGAAACGGAAAUAUCAAGCUGGACCUGAAGAUAUAUUGGAUGCAGAUAGUCAGGAUAUAGAUAUGUUUGGACUCAGUACAACAGCACUACCAACUUCAUUUACUGAUCGUCAACGAAUGGUGUUAGAUGAAGAAGAAGUAGAAGAAGAGGAUGAUGAUAAGAAGAAACAGCAAGCAACAUUAUUGAUUGAUCAAGGAACACACAAGAACAAAAAGGCACAAUUGUCAAGGUGGGACUUUGAUGAUGAAGAACAAUGGCAACAGUACAAAGCAACAGUAGAAAUUCAACCAAAGAGUGCAGCUCAAUUCGGGGUCAAGAUGAGUGAUGGACGAAAACGCAACAAGGAACGACGAGUCAUGACUGAAAAACAAAAAUUGAAUAGGGAAUACCAGCAAGUCAAAGGCAUCAUGGAAAAGAAAUAUGGUAAAGGAUGAUUAGUUUUUUAGUUUUUUGAAACAAUAAAAAAAAAAGGAAUAUUUUUUUAGCGAUACUUUUUA